Molecule: messenger RNA, 360 nt
Organism: Cooperia oncophora
Lineage: Eukaryota; Metazoa; Nematoda; Chromadorea; Rhabditida; Trichostrongylidae
Source: the annotation of a GenBank genome assembly
AUGAAAUUGCUUUUUGUAGCCUAUCGAUUAGAAGCUGAGAGAGAAACCUCUGGUAUCAACUGGGCCAAGAUUCUUCUGCUCUAUCCACGUGAGAGAGCUUUCGACGACGGGGCUGCCGAUACCUUUGGGAAUUUCACGCGAGCACGACGUGGACAUUGGCUGUGGGGAUGUAUUUUUGGUCCGAACGAUUCGAAAACAUUUGAAGAGGUUGAUCGAGAGAAAACAGAAAUAGUGGAUAAUCCACCGACAGCUGAUGGAACGAAACAGUCUGAUUCCUCGACGAAAGCCCGGACGCCUAGCAAGUCUCAGAAGUCCCAGAAGUCCCAGAAGAAGAAGAAACCUCUGAACGCUCCUGAUUGA